Messenger RNA from Cyclocybe aegerita, 2136 nucleotides. The record is from the annotation of a GenBank genome assembly. NCBI's taxonomy places the organism in Eukaryota, Fungi, Basidiomycota, Agaricomycetes, Agaricales, Hemipholiotaceae.
AUGGUCAAACGCAAAAGAUCUGCCCUAAACCCAGACGAAGAUAGCGUGUCCAAGCGCCAGCUUCGUUCGAGUCUGGCUGUUUCUUCGUCAACACCGAGUCGUUCGACCCGGUCGUCUGCAAAGCAAGUCGCGUCCCCCUCCAAAGGAAACCCUCAUGGCCCUCUCGCUAAGGAUGACACGGGAGACACAGACGAAGACAGUGCAGAUGAGCUUGCUCUACAGCCACAGACACAAUCACCGAGUACUCCCUGUACAGGGGCUAGAGUGACACGAACUUAUGGACGAAAGGACCGACUCCAGUAUAAGAACCAGAAGCUCACCGAUGAGACAGACUUCCCAUGCGCAGACCCUGUUGGCACUCUAGAUUCAGACGACGAGCCUCUUACGAUGAAGAGACGAACCCGUAGGGGAAAGCCGGCACCCCAGGGCGCUGAGGACGUUAGCGUACCUAUCACAGAGCCUGGAAAUGCCUCUCGUCUUGUGAGAAAUCACCCUUUACAGUCGCCGCGGAAGAGAACAACGCGUUCAGUCGCGGUUGAGGUCACCAUACCCAUAACUCUGAAGAAGGCAAACGCCCAAUCCCCAUCCCCCCAUCCCCCUGAUACGUCACCCUCUAAUGCACACCCUCUUCUUUCGGAGCCCGUAACACCUGAUAUCGUGUUAGAGCGGACUUCCGACCGCAACAACAUCGAUUUCUUCUCCGAAGCUGACACCCUGCAUCGAGACUUACAUGGCCACCUUAACGAACAGAAAAAGCAAACUCUUCUUUCUCUCCAACGAACAUCGUCGAAACCGAGGGGCCAUGGUGAAGAGGGCCCUUCGUCCGUGAACGAUUCUGCGGCAGCGCAAUUAUCGGAACUGAUUAACGGAACGGUUAUGCGGGCGGAAGGGAAUAGCUGUCUUCUACUCGGUCCUCGUAGCAGUGGUAAAAGCAGGAUUCUCGAAAGUUGUCUACACACCUUGCCCAUGAAACCAAUUCUCCUUCGACUGUCCGGAUGGAUACAGACCACUGAUCGCCACGCCUUACGCGAAAUAGCCGUCCAACUCCUGCAACAAACUGGCUCUUCCAUUCUACCCGGUUCGGAAUCGGUACCAGAGCCUCAGACCAACGUGGAAGAGGAGGAAAACCCUUUCCUCGACCCAAUUGAUGACGCCACCAAAAUUGUAGAAGACCAAAACUUCCGUCUUCCUCCCUCCUCCCACCUUCACGCCUUGAUACCGAUCCUCCUGACGCUAAAUCGUCCAGUGAUUGUGAUUCUCGAUGCCUUCGAUCUUUUUGCCCUACACCCACGCCAAUCCCUUCUGUAUUGCCUGCUGGACAACGUUCAGAAUAGCCGUGCAAGCUCCGAGAGUCGAGGAAUCGCCGUCAUCGGAAUGACGAGUCGUUUGGACACAGUGCAACUCUUGGAGAAGCGUGUAAAGAGUCGAUUUUCUGGGCGAACGAUACGCACAUCUCCACCGAACGGCUUCCAAGACUGGAUGGAUACGAUGAGACGCGCAUUGCGACCUUUCUUGUCAGGUAAUAGUGAGAAGAGUGACGAGGAAUGGGGUCAUUGGUGGGGAGCAAAAGUUGAGGAGUUCCUGACGGAUCCCGAGGUUGUGAAUCUGUUGAAUGAAACAUUCAGCAUCACGCGAGAACCUAAAUUAAUGGAGCGGCUCCUGAGGACACCCAUACUUCGUCUCAAUCCAAGCGAGCCACAUUUGACGUUCAAGUCUCUCUGCAUUUCUGCGGAGACUCAGCGAGCUCGACCCUCCAAUCUACUAUUCACCAAUUUAUCAUAUCCGGCCAUGUGCUUGUUGAUCGCCAGUGUUCACGCAGACACGUCUGGCCACCCAAUUUUCACAUUCGAGAUGCUUUUUGAUUACUUCCGUGAUCAGCUUCGUGCAUCGACAGCAGCGCCGGUUCAGGUGAACGGCGGAAACAUUGGAAUGGUUCGUUGUACGCGCGAAGUGCUCAUGGCCACUUUCGAUGGCCUCAUAGCCUCGAAGACGUUUGUCUGCGUAACAGGCCCCUCCUCGAACAUUAGUAAAGAAUUCAUGAAGUACAGAUCCAACUUACAUAGAAGCAUCGUCAAACCCAUCAUAGACAAAUCUGGUCAAAUUCACCUCAAGAAGUGGCUCACUAAAGCCCAAUGA